GACUUUCAACGCGGAAGUUCGUACGUAAACAAACAAAAACAGACCAGAGAGACCCAAGGCAGUGUGAUUAUAGCAAAUUAUGGAUGGGGAGCGUCGGAGCCACUUUUCCCUCCACACCCGCGGGGUUAGAGCUGUGUGAGAGAUGAUUUGGACGCUUUGGUUUCCCGUGUGCGCAGUGUUUUGGUGUUAGCUCUUCUGUUAGCAUUUUAGCAUUUUAGCUUUGACUUCUGAUUAUUCUUCUGACUGAACAUGGAGCAGACGAACAGUGUCAACGCGGAUCCUGACCCCACCUCUGAAAGCUGCACCAAAAGGAGAAACUGGACAGGGUUUUGGGUGCUGGGACUGUGUAACAAUUUUGCGUAUGUGGUCAUGCUAAGCACCGCGCACGACAUUCUGAAGAAGCAAGAGAACCAGAAUUCCACUGCAUUUGCCACAGUCACUUCUACACUUGACCUCCAGGCUGGGAACAGCAGUAACACCAGCAUUUAUGACUGCAACCCCACCUCCACUGCGGCUGUGCUCCUGGCUGACAUCCUCCCAACUCUAUUCAUCAAGAUGUUUGCUCCAUUUGUCAUCCACAAAUUCCCAUAUGGGUUUCGAAUCCUGUUCUGUGGGUUGACAGCUGCUGCUAGUUUCCUGGUGGUGUCCUUCUCCUCUACUCUUUGGAUGAGCUUCCUGGGUGUGAUUCUGGCCAGUAUCAGCUCAGGACUUGGAGAGCUGUCUUUCCUCGCACUCACCGUCUACUACAGCAGGGAUGUGGUGGGGGGCUGGGGCUCGGGAACUGGGGCAGCCGGAGUGACGGGGGCUCUGAUGUACUCUGGUCUCACUCAGCUGGGCCUAACACCACGGCUCACACUACUCAUCAUGCUCAUCAUACCAGCAGCCAUGGUACUCAAUUACUUCUUCCUGCUCGUGCACCCCCCCUCCCUGCCCCAGUGGAGGACAAAGGACCCCCGGUGCACAGUUCUGUGUUCAGAGGAGACACAGGGGCUAAUGGCUGAAGAAGAGGAUGAGGACAAAUCCUCACCAAGAACAGGUGUCAGGGCGAGAGGACCUCUGACCUGCACUGAGAAGGUCCAGGUGAUGAAGGGACUGUUGAAGUUUGUGCUGCCUCUGGGGCUGGUCUACUUUGCAGAGUAUUUCAUAAACCAGGGAUUGAUGGAGCUGCUAUAUUUUCCUGACUUUUUCCUCUCUCAUGCUGAACAAUAUCGCUGGUACCAGACCCUGUACCAGGUCGGAGUGUUCAUUUCACGCUCCUCUCUGUGCUGCUUUAAAGUUCGCAAACUCUGGGUCUUUGCUGCACUGCAGUUUCUAAACACUGUUCUGCUGAUGUUUGCGGUUUGGUUCCGGUUCAUGCCCUCCGCCUGGAUAGUCUUUGUCAUUAUCCUGUAUGAGGGUCUUCUGGGAGGGGGCGCUUAUGUCAACACAUUCUACUUUAUCAGCAAAGAGACGGAGGAGCGCCACCGCGAGUUUGCCAUGGCUUUAGCCUCUGUAGGAGAUACUAUGGGAAUCUGUCUGUCCACUGCGCUGUCCUUCCCUGUCCACAACUACUUCUGCACUUUCUGAUCUGAAGUACAACUACUUCUACUGUCUCUGACCUGGUCCAAAUAUACUUUUAUCUUCUUUGACUUGGCCUACAAGUAUUUUUACUCUUUCUGACCUGGUGUACAAAUACUUCUACUGUGUUUGGCCUGGUGUACAAGUACUUCUGCGCUCUUACUUGGUCCACAAGUACUGACUUGGUCUACAAAUACUUCGCUCUCUUUAACCUUGUCUCUGUCUUUGACCUGGUGUACAAGUAGACCUGCUCAGAGAGAGUGGAAGUACAACUUUUUCUGACUGGUCUACAAGUGUUUUUACUGUCUCUGACCUAGUGUACAAGCACUUCUAUUUAAGUACUUCUGCUCCUUCUAAUCAAGUACUUGAACACACCACGACAAUAUAAGGGAGGAGGUUAGACACUUUAACUGACCAAACUGACAAUGGACUUAGAAACAACACUGUACAGCUGACUAUUAUACUACUGUAUUAUUAUGUAUAUUUUUAUGCAGAUGAUAUUUGUAUUUUUAGUUGGUACGAAUAUAAUAUUACUUAUUUAGUGUUGGGGUGGGGCCUAAAAGGUUAUUAUAAUGACCAGUGCCUUCAUAUUUAUUUUUAUUUAAAAUGCCCAAGAUCAUGUCCAAAACAUUACAUAUUUACAUAUCAUAACAUAUUUAGUAUUCUGAAUGAUCCUAUUUAGAUUUUAUAAUAACCACACCCAUUUAAAAUUAAGUUUAACAAUAACUCCAGCAAAUAAUUAGAAAAUAAUGCAAUGUGUGUGUCACUUUUGAUGCAUUCUUAUCCUAAUUUUUACAGUUUUAAAUUGUAUUUUUAAACUAAUGUGUGAUGAAGGUCCAAAGUGCCGUAACUGUGAAUUAUUUGCUUUAAAUCUAAAUCGUGUAAAUGUGCUGCUACUAUUAUAUUUUCUAUCUGUUAGAAUUCACACCAUUAGCUCAUCUUCAACUGUGUUUUUUAUUUUUUUUAAAAUAAAUCCUACUUGAUUUAUAAUGAUUUUUGCGCUGUAAGC
This is a messenger RNA of Periophthalmus magnuspinnatus, 2566 nucleotides long. It is a transcript of the gene cln3, whose product is annotated as CLN3 lysosomal/endosomal transmembrane protein, battenin. The transcript has 15 exons. NCBI's taxonomy places the organism in Eukaryota, Metazoa, Chordata, Actinopteri, Gobiiformes, Gobiidae. The record is from RefSeq and is a predicted model, not a curated record. The coding region runs from base 250 to 1566 and encodes 438 amino acids. Gene Ontology annotation, cellular component: membrane; lysosome. Gene Ontology annotation, biological process: regulation of intracellular pH; lysosome organization.